GUUGAAACCAAAUCUCUAACUUAAAAGUAUUUGCAGCAACUAUAGUCUCUUAGCAAUGUAUCUUUUUUGAAUCAUCGUUCUACUGUAGACUGAAUCCAAUCAUAGAUACAACGGCAUUCAGUGCUCUGGUGUAUUGCUGGAAGCAUACUUCCAUGAUCACCACAGAUAUGAGCGGUGCCAAGCCACGAUUCGAAAACCAUUGUAUGGAAGACCCCAAUUUUCCUUGGUCGGACAGUCUAAAAAUCCUUGCAUACCAAUCCAUGCGUUUUUAUUUUGGCGGGUCUUUAGUAGAGGGAUGGAAAGGAGUGGUCACCUCAAAUCGUCCUAAUUUUCAACUGGAUAGGUCCGACUUCGAUGAUUAAGAAUAGGGUAGGAUCGUUCCUUAAUAGUGACAAAAGAUCAGCUCUUUUUAUGAAUGUAGUUCUUGAAAUCCCUGCUGGCUGUCAACCGUAAGAUCGAAGCUGCUCAUAUGUCCGGCAGUGGCUUUUCCUCUUUUACCGAUGGGCAGGGUUCUCCAGAUCCUCAAUGGCCAAGAUGCUGGCAGAUGCUUGUUUAUUGGCCUACUAAAGCACAGGUACAGUACUUCUGGAAUUCUCUAAUCUUCCUGGGCGAGACCCGCUGUCAAAUAGUCUCUGUAACCACCACUCUCAGCGACAACAUCCGCGUAACAGACAAAAUGGACGCCUUCACACCCGCCCAAACAACCGAACUGAUUUCUCGAAUCGGAGCCAAAUAAGCACGAAUGCGCCUCGACAAGAUGUUCAUCAACUCCUUUCUCGGCGGCGCACUACUUUCUUUCGGAGCAGCCCUCUCACUCUCCACAAACUCCUCACCAUGGUUCCAAACCAACGCUCCAGGACUCAUCCGAACACUUUCAGCAAUGGUGUUUCCUGUCGGUUUGAUCAUGGUCAUGCUCACUGGAGCUGAUCUCUUCACAAGCUAUUGCAUGUACUCUGUCGUUGCGCUGCUGCAUCGAAGAUGUAGCUUUGUGGAUUUGCUGAAAACAUGGGUUGUGAGCUUUUUUGGGAAUUUGGCGGGGGCGUUGUUUUUCAUGGCUGUUCUGACGGGAUACGGAGGCACUUUCGAGGCGAAUCCAUACAAAGCAGAAGCACUCAGUUUCGCUAAAGCAAAAGCUGUUACCCCUCAUUGGCAUCAGAUCUUCUUGAAGGGUAUUCUCUGUAACUGGCUCGUCUGUAUGGCUUGCUUCCUCGCAAUCGCAUCCCGCGAGGUCAUCUCAAAAAUUGUGGCAAUAUGGUUCCCGGUAAUGUGUUUCGUAGGGCUCGGGACUGACCACGUAAUCGCAAACAUGUACUUCAUCCCUCUUGCCCUCUUCCUCGGAGCACCGAAGCCACUCACUAUAGGAUACUAUAUUUGGAAGAGUAUGCUUCCGGCGCUGUUAGGGAAUAUCAUUGGCGGCGGACUAUUUUGUGGUGCUGUGUAUUGGUAUUUGUUCUUGGAGGGCGAAGAAGUGGAGAUUCAUUUUGAUCAGAUAGGUGAGGGGAGGAAGGAAUCAGCUUCUGUGUCCACUGAACACAUUCACGACAAAGCAAAUUCUCACAUGACAAAUGGUCACAACCAAACACACAACCACCACCAUGCUAUUGAUCCCUCAAACUACCCUCUGCCAACUUCAGGCAACAUGGCGGUGACAGGCUUUGCAAAAGACUACAAAUUUCGCGACUUCCGUCGAAAGGGAAGCGACCAGAUGAGCGGGACAACCGCUUAGGGAUGACAUAACAGCCUGAAUUCCGUGUUUGAGAUUUGAGCAUGGCUUUGUGACGAGGUGUUUGGAUAGACGACGUCAUUAUAGUCCGGUUACUAGCGCGGUAUGAUGUGACCGUAGAGGUUUGGGCGACGUUUCUUGUGAGGGGGUGGAAUAUCAGAGCUGUUAUGACUUUUGAUGAGGGGGAGCGGGAUACCAAUGCAAAGAGCUUUUAGGAGGAUAAAGAGCAAAGAGGAAAAAUCCCACUUGCAUCUUUUAAGCUUAAGCGAAGAAAAGAGUAAGUAGAGAUUUGUCCAUCUUAAGUUGAGAAAAGUCAGC
Cadophora gregata is the source of this 2041-nucleotide messenger RNA. RefSeq lists its product as uncharacterized. Bases 743 to 1726 code for a protein of 327 amino acids. Gene Ontology annotation, biological process: transmembrane transport; nitrite transport. NCBI's taxonomy places the organism in Eukaryota, Fungi, Ascomycota, Leotiomycetes, Helotiales, Ploettnerulaceae. Gene Ontology annotation, cellular component: membrane. The record is from RefSeq and is a predicted model, not a curated record. The transcript has 5 exons. Gene Ontology annotation, molecular function: high-affinity secondary active nitrite transmembrane transporter activity.